AUCCCUUACUCUACACUCUACUGGUCUCGUAGCAAUGUUUAUCAUUCUGGCUCUUAGCAUAACAUUUUAUAAAUUAUAAUAUUAUGAAGAAAAUUUUUAGUUUAUUUUUAUUGGGUUAUUUUUGAAAAUAAAAAACAACGCUGACACAUGUUGCGGGUUAUCACUAAUCACUUAUCAGAAGUUUAAACUCUAAAUACGACUUAUUUAUUUCAUCGUAUCAUACAACUACUAACUACUCUCAAAAGUCAAAAGACUGAUUGUUAGUUUGUUUUUGUUACAAAUUUUAAAAUUUGAAACUAAGUAUCAACAGCCAACUCACAGUUCAAACUUCAGUAAUACAGUAUACGCUUUACAAUCAAAGGUACGAAGUUUACUAUAGGUUCACUGUCAACAAAAAUGACGAAUUUUAGAAAAAACAUGAGUUGGAGUUGUUUAAACACUAAAGAAGAUUUAUUUGAAUUAUUUACUGGCCACGUUGAUCAUGAUGUUAUUGAAAUGGUGAUAGAAAGUCGAAAUAAUGAUUUGUUAUUGGCAUAUCGAGAUCUUAUUGAAAUAACAAAUAUUUCUGAUCCUGAUCCAAAUCUACAUUUACUAUCCGCUGAAGAAAAAAAUCAAUCUGCUGCAGUUUCUAAUUCUAAUAUUCCUAACGUUAAUUGGGAACGUUUAUCUACAACUGAAACGCCUAUUAGUAGAAUCUUAUAUUUGUUAUCAAAAAACUUCAAAGUUGUAGUAUUUAUGAGAGGAUGUCCAGGCAGUGGAAAAUCAUAUCAAGCAAAUAAUAUUUUGAAUUUAUGCUAUAAAAACGCUAAAAAUGAUGACUUUAUUUUUAGUGCAGAUAAGUUUUUUAUUCAUAAAAGUAAUGGGAAGUAUAAAUAUAAUCGGGAUAAAUUAAUUGAUGCACACAAUUGGGCAUUUCAAAAAUUCCAAAAAGCUAUUGAAUUAGAAGUUACUCCAGUUAUUAAUGAUAAUACAAAUUGUGAAGCUUGGGAAAUGGAAAAAUAUGCUAGAAUGGCUGUAAAUAAUGGAUAUUGGAUUGAAAUUGUUGAACCUAUUACCGAAUGGGCAUGGGAUGCAACAGAGUUGGUCAAGAAAAAUACACAUUCAGUUCCUUAUGAUGCUAUAGUUAUGGCACUCCGUCGAUAUGAACAUAAUAUUACUGUUGAUAGUUUGUUAGCUAGAUUUAAAUUAAAAUAUAAUAAGAAAAACCAACUACCAAUAGUAUCAAACAUGGUUAAAAAAUAUCAGCUUUGUGAAAAUCUCAUAGACCAGAGAGAUGUAGUAAGUAAAACCCAAAUUGAGAUUAUUGACGAUUUUAAAGACUUGUGUAUUACAAAAACACAAAAAAAAAAAAAAAAAAAAAAAGAAUCUACUAUUCUUACUAAUAGUAAUGAUGAAGACACUCUGAUUUCUACAAUUAGUUCAACACAAGAACAAGAUAUUCAUGAGAGCAAUGAAUUUGAAAACCUAUCCCAAGAAAUGUCUGAUAUAGAUGAAGAAUCUCAAUCAUCCGUGGAAGACGCAUCAAAUUAUGUCAAUAAAUCUGUUAAUACAUCUGAAAAUGAUUUUUUAUUUAUGGAAGUCCUGAAUGAAUUACCUGAAGAAGAGUAUAGUAGUUAUGUUGUCUAUGGAAAAAAUAGAGAUAUAAAUGAAGGAAAUUUGAGUAUUUUGGAUAUGCUUUGUGGAAAAUUAGAUAAAGGUACAACAACUAACGAUCUUAAAGGUAUUAUACCUAAACUAAAUUUGAAUAAACUUUGUGAAAACUACCCAGAAAAUAUUUCUUCAUUAAUUAUUGAAUUAUUUGAAAAAUGUGAAGGGAAUAUUGAUUGGAUUUUAGAUAUGUUAGUAGAAUCUAGACAUAAUAUAUCAAAACAACAAUUGUGCCGUUUUAUUGAGUAUGAAGAAAAUUAUUUUAUAAAAAAUGUUCAACGUCAAGACUCCAUUGAACUUUUAAAUCAAAAUAAUGAACAAGAUACUAAUUUUUUUAAUUCUCCAUUAAACUCACAGUCAAAAGCAAUAAAUAAAAUCACUGAAGAAACUGAUAGUAAAAAAAAAAAACAUGGGAAAAAAGUCAUCGAUAAAAAAUUACAAAGAACAUUUAAAAUUGUUGAUGAUGAUUUAAGAAAAGAUUUUGAAAAUAAAUUUACAUUUGGUGAUUCAUUAUACUCUGACCAUGUUUUAAGGAUAAAAAAAUUUAAAGAAAAUCAAAAUUCUAUGGACAGUUCUGAUUUUAUUCUUCCAAAAUCUGAAAGGGUUGAAGAAAACUUAACAUUUGAAAAAGAUGAUGGGGGAAACUUUGUUCAAUUAGUUAUGGAUAGAAGUGUGCUUGCUCAAUUAUGUGACUAUUUUGGCGAUUUUUCUCCUAAUUUUAAUCAAAAUACAUUAUUAAUGCCAGUGAAAUUACCCGAAAAGUUGGCUGAAGAACUUUAUUAUUAUUUGAUUGCAAAUACUCCUUUAGAUGUUUGUAAUCAAGAUGCCAUUUUACAAGAUGAAACUUUGGCUAGAAAACUACAAGAAGAAUCUACAGAAGAAUGUUCUUCUAGUAAUUCAAAUUCCUACAUUGGAGAAUUCACAUUUUCUGCAGUUUUAACAAAAAAAUUGCUGUUGGAAAAAUUUAAACAUAUUAAUUCCACACAUGUUUUAAAUGUUUUACGUGCCAAAAAUUAUAAAUUUCAUGAAGCAAAUGAAUUUUUAAGUGAAGCAUCUGGAAUCAAAUGUUCGUUAAACCAAGACAAUCCAACUAUUCAAGAAAAUGAAAGAAGUCGAGUUAAUGAGAUAAAUCAUAAUGAAUCCAAUAGUGAUCAAGAUUAUAGUAGAGUAGCUCUAGAACUUUCACUCAAGCGACAACAGCUUUUACAAAAAGCUAAUCAAUCAUUAAGCGCAAAACAACAUCCUUCAGUCACUGCACAUUAUUUAGAAAGAGCUGAUAUUGUCAAACAAAAUGAAAUACUUGCCAAAACCAAUGCUGUAUUAGAUAUGGUUAAACAAAAUGAGAAUGCCACUUCCUUAGAUUUGCACAAUUUAACAGUUUCAGAUGCUAUUAUAGCAUUAGACAUAUAUUUGGAUAAUCAUAUAUCAAAUUUGAAAAAACCCAAUGGAGGAAAUAGAGGUAGACAACUGACUAUUAUUACAGGUCGUGGAAAACAUAGUCCCAAAGGCAUAGCUCGCAUCAAACCAGUUGUUAUAAGAAGACUUCAAGAUAGACGACUAAUAUAUUUGGAGCCUGAAAUACCAGGAUCAAUAAUGGUUAUUAUCAAAAAGAAUUCUUUGCUCAGUUCAGAAUUUUAGAAGUUAUUGAUUAGUUUAUUAAUGUUAAGUAAAUUAGAUACUACUGAUAUGUAUUUAAAUAAUUAUAAUUUUUUUUUUUUAUUGACCUUUUUUAAUUUUAAUCGUUUAUCACAAGAUAUGUGAAUAGUUUCAUUUAAAUUCCUAAUAGUGGUAAAUUAUUAUGUUUACAACAUGGAUGUUAUCUGUUUGUUAUCUUUUUUAUUUUUUUAUAUGUAUUCUUAUAUUAUAAAUUAUAUUGACUGACAUAUCAAAUAAAAUGUAUUUUCUUAAAAUAUAUUUGUUAUGUUUGAAUA
Molecule: messenger RNA, 3578 nt
Organism: Rhopalosiphum padi (bird cherry-oat aphid)
Lineage: Eukaryota; Metazoa; Arthropoda; Insecta; Hemiptera; Aphididae
Product: NEDD4-binding protein 2
Exons: 11
Coding region: 397-3285 (962 amino acids)
Source: RefSeq, a predicted model, not a curated record